CAUCUGAAACUGAAAAAUAAAAUAAAAAAAUAUGCAGUCUCUGAUGUCCUUGUUAGCAUGUUUUGUGGUUCUGUUAUCAGUUUCACUCACAACUUCAGUUCCAAUUCAAGAAACAUUCAACCAUUGUCUAACACUCCAUUCUCGAAUUCCACACCAAUUUCCCUCAUCAAUCUACACUUCUAGCAAUGGUUCAUACACUUCUAUCCUUGAGUCCACUGCUCAGAAUCUAAGGUACUUGUUGCCUUCAGUGCCAAAACCAGAUUUCAUAUUCACCCCAUUCCAUGAUUCUCAAGUCCAAUCAGCUGUUGUUUGUGCAAAACAGCUUGGAAUUCAUAUGAGAGUAAGAAGUGGAGGGCAUGACUAUGAAGGGCUCUCUUAUGUUUCUCAAAUUGAGAAGCCUUUCAUGAUCCUAGACUUGGUAAAGCUUAGAGCUGUCAAUGUUGAUAUUGCACACAACACAGCUUGGAUUCAAUCUGGUGCCACUAUUGGUGAAGUAUAUUACAGAAUUUCACAGAAAAGUGCACUACAUGGCUUUCCUGCAGGCCUUUGCACAACCUUAGGUGUUGGUGGGCACAUUACAGGAGGCGCAUAUGGAUCCAUGAUGAGAAAGUAUGGUCUUGGGGUUGAUAAUGCCAUAGAUGCUAAAAUUGUUGAUGCUAAUGGAGGGAUUCUUGAUAGAGCAGCCAUGGGAGAAGACCUAUUUUGGGCUAUAAGAGGAGGUGGAGGUGGAAGCUUUGGAGUUAUUCUCUGGUGGAAGAUAAAGUUGGUUCCUGUGCCACAAACUGUGACAGUUUUUACAGUAACUAAGAGCUUAGAACAAGGAGCAAACAAGCUUCUUUAUAGAUGGCAACAAGUGGCACCAAAUAUUGAUGAUGAGCUCUUCAUCAGAGUCCUCAUUCAGCCAGGGAAUGGUAGUGUUCCAGGUCACAAAACUGUAACCACUUCUUAUAAUGCUCUCUUUCUUGGUGGUGCUGAUAAGCUUCUCCAAGUAAUGAAGAAGAGCUUUCCUGAAUUGGGUUUGACCAGAAAGGAUUGUUUGGAAACUAGUUGGAUCAAAUCUGUGCUUUAUAUUGCUGGCUAUCCCAAUGGAACACCACCAGAAGUUCUGCUUCAAGGAAAACCCUCAUCCAAGGCUUACUUCAAAGCCAAAUCAGAUUUUGUAAGGGAAGUAAUCCCAGAAACAUCCCUCAAUGCAAUAUGGAAAAAAUUUCUGCAGGAUGAUGGCCCCUUGAUGAUUUGGAAUCCCUAUGGUGGAAUGAUGAGCAGGAUUGUAGAAUCUGCAACCCCUUUUCCUCACAGAAAAGGAACACUUUACAAAAUUCAGUAUGUAACUGGAUGGAUUGAUGGAGAAAAGAGUAUGGCACAGCAUAUGAACUGGAUCAGGAAAUUUUACAACUACAUGGCUCUUCAUGCUUCAAAAUAUCCAAGGGAAACAUAUGUGAAUUAUAGAGAUCUUGAUAUAGGGAUGAACCAGAAGAACAGCAGAGACUUUUCAAAGGCUUGCUCUUGGGGUUAUAGGUAUUUCAAGGAUAACUUCAAUAGGUUAGUAAAGGUUAAAACUAAAGUUGAUCCAUCUAAUUUCUUUAGGCAUGAGCAAAGCAUCCCUCCAUUGCCAAUUGGUUAAAAAGGGUAGAAGGCAAGAAAAGGAGAAGAUCAAAGGGGUAAAGCACUGUAUUAUGGCUUGAAUGCUAGAUCAAUGUGACAAGUACGGUUAUAUCUAUUUGCAAGUUGAAUAAUUAAGUGAAGAAUGUAGUUUCUUAUACAUAUAUUUAUGUUCUAUAUGAGCAACUUAGUUGAGUAAUCUUCUGAUGUAUUUGCACUUUAGUUCCCUUGCCAUUUAGUUUCUUUGUAUGUGUGUGUAUUUGUGAUAGUGCGCUAGUAAAAGCAUUGGAGACCCUCUUGUUUGGUAUUCAAGUGAAUAUUUUGAAGUAAUGUCACUAUAC
Molecule: messenger RNA, 1943 nt
Organism: Gastrolobium bilobum
Lineage: Eukaryota; Viridiplantae; Streptophyta; Magnoliopsida; Fabales; Fabaceae
Product: berberine bridge enzyme-like 26
Exons: 1
Coding region: 32-1624 (530 amino acids)
Molecular function (GO): oxidoreductase activity; FAD binding
Source: RefSeq, a predicted model, not a curated record